UCCAAGAUAAUAUUGUUCCCUGCGGCCCCAGGCAAGCAGGACUCUGACCCCAAUUUGCCCGAGAAAGCCGAGCUGCCCGGAAGAGCAGAUCUUUUUGAGCCGCUGCUUCUCGUGGGAUCAAGAAGAUCUGGUAGGCCUGCUGGAAACCACCGAGGCAAGUAAACAUGGAAGAGGACCUUUCUUUGGAGAACCUGAUGCCAAAUCCAAGUUUAUCCCUGGAUUUGAUCCACCUGCUGAUCGACAACUUCAGCGUCCCCGUGGCGUGCUUCUCGCACCCGCCUUCUGCGCUGCAGCUGCUGCGACAGCAGGGAUUUGUGGACCUGGCCAUCACCGGCAUGGUGACCCUCCUGACCCUGGCGUCCGUGGUCAUCUUCAUGGAGGACGCUGUCUACCUCUCCAAGAAGACCCGUUGCUUCGCCAAGAUGAAAACUCUCAUCUGGAGCAACUCAGCACCCACGGUGAGCACCCAGCAUGGCUCCCUAGUAACCAAGAAAG
Molecule: messenger RNA, 495 nt
Organism: Notechis scutatus (mainland tiger snake)
Lineage: Eukaryota; Metazoa; Chordata; Lepidosauria; Squamata; Elapidae
Source: RefSeq, a predicted model, not a curated record